This is a messenger RNA of Debaryomyces hansenii CBS767, 1041 nucleotides long. RefSeq lists its product as uncharacterized. NCBI's taxonomy places the organism in Eukaryota, Fungi, Ascomycota, Pichiomycetes, Serinales, Debaryomycetaceae. The transcript has a single exon. The record is from RefSeq and is a predicted model, not a curated record. Gene Ontology annotation, cellular component: SAS acetyltransferase complex. Gene Ontology annotation, molecular function: histone acetyltransferase activity. The coding region runs from base 1 to 1041 and encodes 346 amino acids.
AUGGCCGAUGGAAGGAAAUUGAGGUCGAAAGAUGAAUUGAAAAAGAAUACAGACAAAGCAUUGUUCAAUUUUGAAAACAUAAACAAACUUGUUCACAGAGAUCAAACGAUUAAGAUAGUUAAUAAAACAUCCCACAAUAGUCUAUAUAGAUAUUAUGGAGAAACAGAAACCACUAUACCAACCAAUAUAAAUAAAUCCAGGAAUAUAGAGAUACGUAGUAACCUUUCCCAUAGAAAAUCAAAACAAAAAGUAGAUAUACUUGACGAUAGCAUUUAUGAAACUUUUCACAAGAAGAUGAAAAAAGAAGAACGGACCAUGGUAAACAUAGACAGAAGUAGGAUACUAUCUGAGGUGGAUAAUUUAGAUUUACUGUUGCAAUCAUUAAAUCAGUACGACUGGAUAAGACAUUUACCAAAUAUUACUCAAAUAAAUGAUAUUAGAGAUUAUGAUGAAUUGGAAACAAAAAAAGAAUUAACGAUUAAAGAAAUACAAAGAAUCCUUAAUAAAUUUGAAAACUGGAAAAGGAGGCAAGAUAAAUUGGUUAAUGAUAUUAAAAAACAUGACACUAUUCAUGAAGGUUCAGAUCAUGAACAGGAGUUUCACUUGCCCAUUGAAUAUUUGAAACAAAAGAGAUUAAAAGAACGACGCAUACAAGCCGGGCCAAUUAUUAAAUUAAACUUACGUAAUGGAUAUGCCCUAGUCAUUGAACCAUUUGCAAAUCCUAGAAUCGUUAAGGUCGAAGACAGACCAAAGCAACAUACAGACGAAAAAUUCAAAGGAUCCGUUUCUGCAGAUUCACCUUCAAAGCUCAAUAACAACAUCAAACCUACUUCUCGAAGACGAAACAUUGAUGCACCUACAAGAUUAAAUAAAUUGAAUUUUAAAUUCGAUGAACAUAGUAGUAUUGCUUUUGGUGCAGCAUUGCCGAAUAUUAAGCAAGUACAAAGCUUUUCCUUAAACUCAUCCUGGAGAUUACAUGCACAAGAAUGGAAACAUGCAAGGGAGAAGCUACGAAGAAAAUUACGGAAAUUAAACGAUUAA